Messenger RNA from Pundamilia nyererei, 1210 nucleotides. Its product is annotated as THAP domain-containing protein 5. Lineage: Eukaryota; Metazoa; Chordata; Actinopteri; Cichliformes; Cichlidae. The record is from RefSeq and is a predicted model, not a curated record. Gene Ontology annotation, cellular component: nucleus. Bases 112 to 1089 code for a protein of 325 amino acids. The transcript is spliced from 3 exons.
AACCGGAUAUAAUCAUCUACAAGCUGGUUUGUGGGGGUUUUUUUUCUUUUUUUCUAAUUGUAUCCUCGAACGGGUCUCGCCGAUGUGUUUUCAUGUAGUCUGACUACAGAUAUGCCACGCUACUGCGCUGUGAGAGUUUGCAGAAACCGUGGGGGGACUGCAUCAAGACAAGACAACAAGAGAAUCAGCUUCUACCCGUUUCCUUUGCAAGACAAGUCCAGGCUUCAGAAAUGGGUGAGCAACAUGAAGAGGGAGCAGUGGACCCCUAGUAGACAUCAGUAUCUGUGCAGUGAGCACUUUACAGCGGACUGCUUCGAUAUUCGAUGGGGAAUCCGGUACCUGAAGAAUACAGCCAUCCCCACCAUUUUUCCUUCUAGUGAAGAUGACGAUGAGAAGAAAACGACAAACCUGAAAAGAAGCCUCAAGGCUAAAACCAACAUUUCACUCGGUGAUCCUGAGCUUGCAACAUUCGACUCUCCUGCCAGUAAAAAAAGGCCACUCAUUUUGAGCAAAACAGGCAGAAAGUCCCAGUCAGCAGUGAUAAACAAUAUGUCUGGGGAGCGCACAGAGAUGGUAUUUGAACCUGCAGUGUUGGACUCUCAUUUAGAACGUUCUGAGAUACAGACUGCUGCUUGUGAGAAACCACUUGAUGGUGAAACGGCAGCACAGUCUCCAAGCAGGGAACUCUGUUCUGAAGAGCAGGCCGAGUCCGCUGUGACUGUAUUGUGCUGUGAGCCAGGUUCAUUCUCUGAUGCAGGGGCAAACAUGGAUGGAGAUGCAUUCCAGGCAGUGCUGGGUCAGGCUUUUAGCUUUGUCCCCAUGGAACUGGUCAAGGACAAAACCACAGGCUGUUUUUUAGCAGAGAGUGGACUCACUGAUGAAGAGAAGGUUUCUGUUUUUGAGCAUUCGUACUGCAGACCGGAUACUGACAAAGAUGAGCUCUGGAGGAAGAUCUUGAGUUUGCACGCAAAGAUCUUAGAACUGGAUCGCAGGGAGGAGAGCACGGUGGCUAAGAUCCGUGCCCUGGAGAACGAGGUAGCCCUCCUGAAGAGGGAUGGUGCUGUUUUUAAAGAGAAGCAGAAAGUUUAAAAGAGUGUAUAUCAUCUGUGCUGGUCUGAAUUUUUACAAGAUGGAACGAGAUGUUAAUAUAUUCUUACAGUUAAUUUGCUUUUGUAGACAUGUUGCAAAUGCUUUCAUACAAACCUUACAC